This is a messenger RNA of Suillus clintonianus, 1380 nucleotides long. Its product is annotated as Alpha/Beta hydrolase protein. The record is from RefSeq and is a predicted model, not a curated record. Gene Ontology annotation, molecular function: serine-type endopeptidase activity. Bases 1 to 1380 code for a protein of 459 amino acids. NCBI's taxonomy places the organism in Eukaryota, Fungi, Basidiomycota, Agaricomycetes, Boletales, Suillaceae. The transcript has 5 exons. Gene Ontology annotation, biological process: proteolysis.
AUGGGCAUAUGGGAGAUCAAACUUUCCGAGUCAGCAACCGUGCAAGGGACACCUUUUGGCACUAAAAUCUCUUGCAAUUCAUUGAAGCUGACUCCACCAGAACAGUCUUGCUGUUCACCUCGUGUGUUAUACGAUGACAAUCAGACGCCCAUUAAACUCUUCUGGUUCUCAAAUCCCGUCGGCGGUCCUCAUGCAUCUUGCGUUUCUCUGGAAUCUUGCGACCUAACCACAGGUACCAACAAGGUCCUUGUGGACACCAUAAUGGAGCCUACCCCCGAAAAUGACUUUCCAGGUCUAUAUCCUGAGUAUAACAUGUCCUCCAGCCCGUUUUUGCAUCAUGGAGGCCGUAUCUACAUCGUGCUCCAAUCUUUAUGGCGCUCUCGUGCAACCAUCAUCUUUAUUAAUACAGAAUCUGGAGCAAUUUCAGACGAGACAAAAAUACACGAUGAUGAACCUUUGUAUAGUUGGAGCUUACAUGCUACAGACGACAAGACGCGGUUCAUCUGUUCAAGGAGCACGCCUACUACCCCAUCCGAGGUAUUACCAGGAUACUUUGAUCAACAUGACAACCUCAAUUGGAAAGUCCUAGAUAAGCCAACGAUAUCUUUCGCAACCGAGAAAGCGCUCAGCGAUCUCACUGCGUCGGCCAUACCCAUCGGUGCAUGUCCUCCAACAGAGACUCUUGUUAUUCAGUCGAAGAAAGCUUCCACGACAUCUGGCCCGAAACCCAUUUGCGUUACCAUUCCACAUGGAGGACCCCAUGCAUCAUCGACAACAGCAUUCUCUCCAGCUACUGCUGCACUAGCCCUAGAAGGAUAUACCCUCUCCCUUCCCAACUAUACCGGCUCCAUGGGAUUCGGCGAGAAAUCCAUCCAAAAACUCCUCGGGAACUGCGGAACAAUGGACAGCAUGGACGACAAGUCGUCCAAGGUGGAAGUCACGGCGGUAUCCCUCGCCACGCACCUGAUAGGCCAAUACCCAACCUUAUUCAAUGCAGCAGUGAUGCGCAACCCCGUGAUUAGCGCGGGCGAACUAGCAGCAUCUGACAUCCCUGACUGGGCCUGCGCCGAAUUAGGGCUCCAGUUCACACCAGACUCACUGAUGACACCCGCUACGUUCCAAACACUAUUCGAAGCGUCGCCCAUUGCGCACGUGGAUUAUGUACGCGUGCCUGUGUUGUUGUUGAUUGGAGAAGACGAUUUGUGUGUGGUACCGGCGCAGGGGUUGAGGUUUUAUCAUGCACUUAAGGGCAGGGAGAGGAGCGUGGAGAUGUGGUUUAAGGGGGAAUCACAUUCGCUUGAUGGGGUGGAGGCGGCGAGGGUUUCGUGGGAGGCUGGGAGAGAUUGGUUCAAGAAGCUGGGUCAAAGCCUAGUUGAGUAG